ACCCAGAUCUGGAGCUCUGAUGAGGAAGCUGCUCACAAAUCUGCCUGCAGCUGCAGUCUUGAGUGCACAGGUGUACAGUGCUGUGCUCCAGGGCCUUUGGGAAGAGAAUGUCUGUGGGACGCCAGGGCGCACAAGGGUCUGUACAGCCCUGCUGCAUGGCCAGGUCUGCCCCUUCCAGGAGAUGGCUUACAGUAGGCUGUCUACUCCAUCGACCAGCACCAUCACCUCCAUUUUGUUCAACUGGCCCCCCGAAAACACUUCGGUUUACUAUCAGCCCCCGCAACGGUCAUCUUUCCGGAUAAAGCUGGCCUUCAGGAACUUCGCCUGGCCUGGACUGGGCUUGGAGGACCAUCAGGAAAUUGUCCUAGGCCAGUUGGUGCUUCCGGAACCCAACGAGGCCAAGCCAGAUGAUCCUGCUCCACGUCCUGGGCAACACGCAUUAACAAUGCCGGCCCUGGAGCCAGCACCACCACUGCUGGCGGACCUGGGGCCUGCUCUGGAGCCAGAGUCACCUGCAGCCCUGGGUGUGCCAGGGCAUCUACAUUCAGCACCAGGGCCAGCACCAGCACCGGCACCAGGGGAAGGGCCCCCUCCAGGGACAGUGCUGGAGCCACAGUCAGCCCCAGAGUCCUCCUGUCCCUGUCGCGGGUCUGUAAAGAACCGACCCAGUGAGGAGCUGCCUGACAUGACGACCUUCCCUCCCAGGCUGCUGGCAGAGCAGCUGACCCUCAUGGAUGCGGAGCUGUUCAAGAAGGUGGUGCUCUACGAAUGCUUGGGCUGCAUCUGGGGCCAACGACAUCCGAAGGGGAAUGAGCACAUGGCACCCACAGUUCGUGCCACCAUCGCACACUUCAACAGGCUCACCAACUGCAUCACCACCACCUGCCUCGGGGACCACAGCAUGAGGGCCCGGGACAGGGCCAGGGUGGUGGAGCACUGGAUCAAGGUGGCCAGGGAGUGCCUAAGCCUCAACAACUUCUCCUCGGUGCACGUCAUCGUCUCUGCUCUGUGCAGCAACCCAAUAGGUCAGCUACACAAGACGUGGGCCGGAGUGUCCAGCAAAAGCAUGAAAGAGCUAAAAGAACUCUGCAAAAAAGACACUGCAGUGAAGAGGGACCUACUGAUCAAGGCAGGGAGCUUUAAGGUGGCCACCCAGGAGAGGAACCCCCAGAGAGCCCAGAUGAGGCUGCAGAGGCAGAAGAAGGGUGUGGUCCCCUUCCUGGGGGAUUUUCUGACUGAGUUACAGAGGCUGGAUUCGGCCAUCCCGGAUGACCUGGAUGGCAACACCAACAAGAGGAGCAAGGAGGUCCGAGUUCUGCAGGAAAUGCAGCUGCUCCAAGUGGCUGCCAUGAAUUACAGGCUUCGGCCUCUUGAGAAAUUUGUCACCUAUUUCACAAGAAUGGAGCAGCUCAGUGACAAAGAGAGAUGGGGUUUCACGAUGAUGUCCAGGAUGGUCUCAAACUCCUGGCCUCAAGCAAUCCACCCACCUCAGCCUCCCAAAGUACUGACGUUACAGCUACAAGCUGUCCUGCCAGCUGGAGCCCGAAAACCCGUAGGCUGGCAACAUCCUGCAGUGGCUGGGAACCCACCGGGAUGCUGGCCAGAACACCGGCUCUGCACCAUCCCUCACCCAGACCGUAGACACCAGGGAACCACAUCCAGGAGGCUGGCAGCUCAGCUGCAUCUUGCUCUGGAUCCUCAUCACCAACUGCUCCUGCUGGCCAGGAUGAGGCCAUGGGACUUUUGCGAGUCAGGCAGGAAACCAUUUUAUGUUUAUUUUCUUUAGUGUAUAAGUAAGGGUUUUUUCUUAACUUUCGUU
Messenger RNA from Gorilla gorilla gorilla (western lowland gorilla), 1819 nucleotides. It is a transcript of the gene RGL4, whose product is annotated as ral guanine nucleotide dissociation stimulator like 4. Lineage: Eukaryota; Metazoa; Chordata; Mammalia; Primates; Hominidae. Gene Ontology annotation, biological process: Ras protein signal transduction. Gene Ontology annotation, molecular function: guanyl-nucleotide exchange factor activity. Bases 20 to 1786 code for a protein of 588 amino acids. The record is from RefSeq and is a predicted model, not a curated record. The transcript is spliced from 12 exons. Gene Ontology annotation, cellular component: plasma membrane.